Macrobrachium nipponense is the source of this 702-nucleotide messenger RNA. RefSeq lists its product as uncharacterized. Bases 1 to 702 code for a protein of 233 amino acids. The transcript has a single exon. The record is from RefSeq and is a predicted model, not a curated record. NCBI's taxonomy places the organism in Eukaryota, Metazoa, Arthropoda, Malacostraca, Decapoda, Palaemonidae.
AUGGCCACAACCACAUCAAAGCCACACUUCAUAGGUUUCUACAUCCGCGACGUGAUCUCCAGCUGCAGGAUAAUGGUUGACACUGGAGUAAUGCAGUUGGUGUUCCCACCAACAGGAGAGGACCUCAGGCACACUCCCAAUGCCACAGCCGUCCUUGUGGCCGCAAAUGGUAACCCCAUCCGCUCCUACGGCAUGAAGCCCCUAAAGAUCUCUAUCCUGGGGCAUACCUACGUCUGGACGUUCAUCAUCACGGACAUCAAGGCCCCUCUCCUGGAGGUGGACUUCCUGGCGCAAGACGGGUUCCUGGUGGAUGUAGGCCGCAAGCGCCUCCUCGACACAGGGACAUGCUGUUCCCUCCUGCUCGCCACAGGCCCAAGCAUACCCACCGUUUGUUCCCUUGUGCCCCACAAGUAUGGCAGUCUUCUGCAGGAGUUCCCCGACGUAUUUAAGCUGGAGCUUUGUCAGGUGGCUGGAACCCCUGCCAAGCAUGGUAUAUAUCACCAUAUCACAACCAUGAGCCCUCCUACACACACAAAGUUCUGCCAACUCUCUCUGAGCCACCUCCAAGAUGCCAAGAGGGCUUUCACAGAGAUAGAACAAAUGGGCAUCUGCAAGAAAGCUUCAAGCCUGUGGGCAUCGCCCCUCCACAUCGUAAAAAGUCAGAUGAUAUCUGGAGGUCCUAAGGGGACUACCAUCGGUUAA